AUGAGGAAGAUGAGGGAGCAGGUCGAGGCCAUCUUAGCGGCUCAGAGACGGGGAGAAGAUGUGGAGACUUCCAAGAAAUGGGCUGCCGGUCAGAACAAACAGCAUUCUAUCACCAAGAACACGGCCAAGCUGGACCGGGAGACUGAGGAGCUGCACCAUGACCGGGUGACCCUGGAGGUGGGCAAAGUCAUCCAGCAGGGCCGGCAGAGCAAGGGGCUGACCCAGAAGGACCUGGCGACGAAAAUCAACGAAAAGCCACAGGUCAUCGCGGACUACGAGAGCGGACGGGCCAUUCCUAAUAACCAGGUUCUGGGCAAAAUUGAGAGAGCCAUUGGCCUCAAGCUGCGGGGGAAGGACAUUGGGAAGCCCAUCGAGAAGGGGCCAAGGGCGAAAUGAACACAAAGCCUCGAAAUCUGCGCUCCAGCUGCUCCCUCCUGGCUGGUUGCCCUUGACCACCAGUGCCAGUGUGGCCCCUCCACUUGGCCAAGCGGAGCACAGGGCAGUAGCACUGCCUGGGAACCUCCUGCCCACAUCUGCUGUCAAACAAAACCUUGCAAAGUGUUUGCUUCUCCUGGUAUUUUUUUCCUGACUCUUGUCCCUCAGAUUGGGGUGCACAAUGCUACCCUCCUCUCCCCCAUGUUUGCAUAGUCUCAGUGUGGCUCCCAGGGGAACACUGAGUGGGGCUGCCUCGCUUGGCGGGGCUGUGGGUGGGGGGCCCGGCCGGGAAGAGAAGGUGCGCCCCCUAGUUAGGCUUUUAGAAAAGCUAAUAAACAUUUGUAGCCCUA
This is a messenger RNA of Manis javanica (Malayan pangolin), 785 nucleotides long. The record is from RefSeq and is a predicted model, not a curated record. NCBI's taxonomy places the organism in Eukaryota, Metazoa, Chordata, Mammalia, Pholidota, Manidae.